CUCGGCAGAGCCAACCCGGCUUCUCCUCAAGCGCACGACUGCAUGCCGAGGCCGGGCUGGGAAGUUCCACUGCAUGCGUCUGCGUCCGCGUCAGACAAGACGCCUAGCAUCCAUCUGGCGGCGCUUGGCACGCUGCUUGCGCUGUAUGCCGCGCCUGAUCUGCGGAGGAUGCUCCUCAAAGUGGCAGCAAGCGAGUCCUUGUCCCUCAAGCGCAAAAGGACGGGCAGUGAAGCUUCGGGCUCACGUGGCGCGCCGCAGCCCGAGCCUGUCCGAGAGGAGCAGCACGCCGCUGGCGAGCCCCUCAUCCGUCAAGCGCGCCUUGAGGAUGAAGACAGCGACACGACGACGUCCGACAGCGAGGAUGCGCCGCCGAUGAGCUUGGCGGCAAUGCGGCGUUGGAGGAAGGAAGCUGAUCGCGCGAGCGAGAAGCGCGUGCGUGAGAGCAAGGAGAUCGAGCGGGUCGCGAUUGCGCUCUUUGUCGCGCACACGGAGCGCCGUGUGGGAGCAGCUGGCGUCUGAUGGAGCAAUCAUGAUUGUGACACCUCCUCAAGCUGCGUGAAAAGUGCGGCAUGCAGCUGCUGCGCGUACUGUGUGCCAAGCCUGAUGCCCUGUCGCACCCGCUCUGGCCCUAGUGCGCCCCACGUUGCCGCUCCCUCCUCGCCCUCGUCCAUGCUGCUCUCAGGCUCGGC
Tilletiopsis washingtonensis is the source of this 689-nucleotide messenger RNA. RefSeq lists its product as hypothetical. The transcript has 2 exons. Bases 43 to 519 code for a protein of 158 amino acids. The record is from RefSeq and is a predicted model, not a curated record. Lineage: Eukaryota; Fungi; Basidiomycota; Exobasidiomycetes; Entylomatales.